This is a messenger RNA of Haliotis rubra (blacklip abalone), 2353 nucleotides long. RefSeq names its product malonate--CoA ligase ACSF3, mitochondrial-like. The record is from RefSeq and is a predicted model, not a curated record. The transcript is spliced from 8 exons. Gene Ontology annotation, molecular function: medium-chain fatty acid-CoA ligase activity. The coding region runs from base 90 to 1934 and encodes 614 amino acids. NCBI's taxonomy places the organism in Eukaryota, Metazoa, Mollusca, Gastropoda, Lepetellida, Haliotidae. Gene Ontology annotation, biological process: fatty acid metabolic process.
ACCAGCAUGUUGACAUCGACUUGCAAAAACCGGAGGGCACAUGUUUUCCACCGCGAUUAGUAAAACGGAUUCAAAAGGGAUCAUUCAUCAUGAAACUACCACCAGUUUUAUCAUUGCUGAAAGGACUCCGACAGUCUUUGACAACACGCCCCUUAUCCCAUCUUCCCCUGCUCCCUGCCAGAAGACUGCAGAUAUGUCAAAGAUGCUUUAGUGAACUCAAAGCAACAAGAAGCAGUCACGUGAUUCCUCUGUUCCUCAAAGCAGAAGAGCAUAUUGGAAGAACAGCAAUUGUAGACCAAAACAACCGUUUCACUUACGAUGACAUUUUGCACUAUAGUUCCCUGUUGUCACAGAAGAUCAUCAACAGAUGUAAUGGAAAUCCCAAAACUGGCAUAGAAGGUGCAAGAGUGACGUUUCUGUGCGAGAAUGACAUUUCGUAUGUGGUUGCACAAUGGGCAACAUGGAUGUGUGGGGGCGUGGCAGUUCCAUUGUGCAACUUGCACUCAGACUCAGACCUGGUAUACUACAUCCAAGACUCCCAGAGUUCUCUGCUUGUUACCACGACAACGUUUGCUGACAGACUACAACCGAUUUCUGAAGACCUCAAGAUCCAGAUUGAGACACUACAAGCGUCGGACUAUAUGGGGUCCUAUGAUAGAGAUCAGAACAACUGGUUCCUCUCAGACAAUCCAGCAUCCAGCAGCAAGAAGGAUAGGAGGAGGAGCAAGAGUCGCUAUGACGAUCUUCUGGCAACCAAUCAGUACAAGCGGGAACCAGCAAUGAUUGUGUAUACAAGCGGGACCACAGGUCGACCAAAAGGUGUGGUGUUGAGUCACGGCAACCUUCAUGCCAUGAUGUCGGGGAUGAUAACGGCAUGGGAGUGGCAGCCCAGCGAUGUUGUCCUUCACGUCCUUCCACUACAUCACGUGCACGGCAUCGUCAAUGUCCUGAUGACUCCCCUCUUUGUUGGAGCCACUUGUGUCAUGAUGCCAAGUUUUAAUCCAGCAAAGGUAUGGUCAAGGUUGACCAACUUUCUCCCGGGAGAUGUGCGGAUCAACGUCUUCAUGGCUGUCCCAACAAUCUACUCCAAGCUGCUUCAGUACUAUGACGAUGAGUUCAACCAAGAGAGGAAAUUCAGGAAGAGUAUGGCCUUCAUCAAGAGUGCUUGCUCCACCCGGAUCAGGCUGAUGGUGUGUGGUUCCGCUGCACUGCCUGAACCGAUCAUGAGGCAGUGGGAGGAGGUCACGGGUCAUCGACUGCUGGAGAGGUACGGGAUGACAGAAAUCGGCAUGGCGCUGACAAACCCCCUGCAUGGCCCCCGCAUACCAGGCUCUGUUGGUCAUCCAUUCCCUGAAGUAGAUGUGUGCAUAGUGCAGCAGAACGUCUAUGCUGAGAAUGGCUAUGACAUCCUAGCACGUGGAAACUCCAGAACCACCACAGUCUACAGAAGUGGAGAGCAGGGGGAGCUGCUGGUCCGAGGGUCGAGUGUGUUCCAGAAGUACUGGGGAAAACCAGAGGCCACAAGUCAGGCUUUUACCAAAGAUGGAUGGUUCAAAACAGGUGAUACAGCCAUGUAUAAAGAUGGGGUGUACCGCAUCAUGGGUCGGACAUCGGUGGACAUCAUCAAGAGCGGGGGCUACAAGAUAAGUGCCCUUGAUGUAGAACGGCACCUACUGGCUCAUCCAGACAUCGUGGACUGCGCUGUGAUUGGUCUGCCAGACAUCACAUGGGGCCAGAAGGUGGCGGCCAUCUUGGUUUGCAAAGAAGAUCGAGAAGUCACUGUUGGAAUAUUGAAAGAAUGGGCUAAAAACUACAUGCCAUCAUAUCAGAUUCCUACCGUCGUGAGGUGUGUGGAGAAAAUGCCCAGAAAUGCUAUGGGAAAGGUCAACAAGAAAGAAAUUGUUGAAACAGUGUUUCCGGAAACUGUGAAGUAAGGAUGGAUGGUUUGUAUUUGACUGUAUGUUACAUGGCAAUAUCAGUCAGUUUUCAUUACCGUCAGCAUAUAGCUAUUACAAAUGCUGGAUCUUAAAUCUGUCGAUCUUCAAAAUUGUCAGGGAGAAGAAUACACGCACCUUACACUUAUUUUUGCUGAAUAUUUCCUUGUCAUCACGGGUACUCCAGAUAUGUACCUUAGGUACGUUUCUUUAUGCAGAAAUCUAACUUCGCCAAAAUGAGAAUACAGAAAUGUACCUUAGGAAGAAUCCUUUCCUCACCGAUUUCUUGAUUCAAACUGUCGUAUCUGUUGUAACUGUGGCAACAACGACCCCUUCAGACAUAUUUUGAGAUUACCGCAUAUUACCGUAGAUAAGCCGAAUUUUGAGGACCAAAAAUAGCAGUCUGUAGAAGGGGGUCG